GCUAUCACCGGCUCCCCGUGCUUUGGCCCGUGCAGCCUGCGCAGCACCGUGCGGACUGCUUGAUGCACCUGCUUCAGAACCCAGUUACAGGGCUGCUUUCAGCUGGUACAGACCAUAAGGAUGCUUGGGUACGGGACAAUGUCUAUAGCAUCCUGGCAGUGUGGGGGCUUGGCAUGGCCUACAGAAAGAACGCAGACCGGGAUGAGGACAAAGCCAAAGCCUAUGAGCUUGAGCAGAACGUUGUGAAGCUGAUGCGAGGGCUCUUACAGUGCAUGAUGAGACAGGUAGAUAAGGUAGAGAAGUUCAAACGCACACAGAGUACCAAGGACUGCCUACACGCCAAGUAUAACUCUGCUACUUGUGCCACAGUGGUUGGAGAUGAUCAGUGGGGACAUCUGCAAGUCGAUGCCACUUCUCUUUACUUGCUCUUCUUGGCACAGAUGACUGCAUCAGGAUUACGUAUCAUUUUCACCCUUGAUGAAGUUACCUUUAUUCAGAAUCUUGUUUUUUACAUAGAAGCUGCCUACAAAGUUGCUGAUUAUGGAAUUUGGGAACGUGGUGAUAAGACAAACCAGGGCAUCCCGGAACUGAAUGCAAGCUCCGUAGGGAUGGCCAAAGCUGCUUUGGAAGCAAUUGAUGAAUUAGAUCUUUUCGGAGCUCAUGGAGGGCACAAAUCAGUGAUUCAUGUUCUUCCUGAUGAAGUAGAACAUUGUCAGUCUAUACUAUACUCCAUGUUGCCAAGGGCAUCCACGUCAAAGGAAAUAGAUGCUGGCCUUCUCUCCAUAAUUUCUUACCCAGCUUUUGCAGUGGAGGAUAUAAACUUGGUUAAUUUAACCAAGAGUGAAAUCAUAUCCAAAUUGCAGGGCCGUUACGGCUGCUGUCGCUUUCUCCGAGAUGGCUACAAGACACCCAGAGAGGAUCCAAGCAGAUUGCACUAUGAUCCUGCUGAGCUCAAGCUGUUUGAGAAUAUUGAAUGUGAAUGGCCGGUGUUCUGGACAUACUUCUUAAUUGAUGGAGUAUUUAAUGAAGACAAAAUUCAGGUAGAAGAGUACAGAGAGGCUUUGGAAGGAAUACUCAUUAGAGAAAAGAAUGGAAUAGUUCUAAUGCCUGAGCUAUAUGCAGUCCCUUCAGAAAAGGUUGAUGAGGAGUAUGAAAAUCCUCACUCAGUGGAUCGUAUCCCAGUGGGAAAGCUGCCUCAUCUUUGGGGUCAGUCAUUGUACAUUCUUAGCUGCUUAUUAGCAGAGGGAUUUCUGGCUGCAGGUGAAAUUGAUCCCUUGAACAGAAGAUUUUCCACUGGAUUUAAACCUGAUGUUGUGGUACAAGCAGUAACUGUUCUGGCAGAAACUAAUCAAAUUAAGAAUCUUUUGCAAGACCAUGGAAUCAAUGUUCAGAGCAUUGCUGAUAUCCAUCCACUCAGAGUGCAGCCAGCUCGCAUCCUAAGUAAUCUCUACACUAUGCUAGGUCGGAAUGAGAACAUGAAAUUAAGUGGGCGGCCACACCGACACAUUGGAGUGCUGGGUACCUCCAAGCUGUAUGUGAUAAGAAACCAAAUAUUUGCUUUUACCCCUCAGUUUACUGACCAGCAUCACUUCUAUCUGGCUCUAGACAAUCAGAUGAUUGUGGAGAUGCUCAAGAUAGAGCUGGCUUACCUCACUUCUUGUUGGAGGAUGACGGGGAGACCAACUCUGACGUUUCCCAUCACCCACACAAUGCUUGUUGAUGAUGGUACUGACAUUCAUCCAGCAGUUCUUGCUACCAUACGAAAAUUAGAGGAUGGUUAUUUCGGUGGUGCAAGGUAAUAUGGUAACCCUUAAGUGGUUCUGU
This is a messenger RNA of Meleagris gallopavo (turkey), 1824 nucleotides long. The record is from RefSeq and is a predicted model, not a curated record. NCBI's taxonomy places the organism in Eukaryota, Metazoa, Chordata, Aves, Galliformes, Phasianidae.